AUGCCGCUGCUUGAUUUCCGCGUUGUUGGAAAGGUGGCGCUGGUUGAAGUGAACACAUUUCAAACCAGGGUCUGGGUUGAAGCUCAGUCCUCUGGGAAUAAGCACUUGAACUUGGAGAUCCAGGCGCUGCAGAGAAGAGAAGAUAAGUCAGAGCUUCUGAGAGAGCUGUUAGACAAGUCCAAGUGUGCCGUGCUAACAUCGCCCAGUGCCUGCUCCAGAAGUGCUUUGGAGGGCAAAGCGAUUUACAGGCCUUCAGCCGCCCAGCUGCAACACGGCAUCUGGGCCGGCGACAGUGCAGAAAUGGAAGAACAGGAACCUUCUCCUGCUGGCGUGGAUCCAUGCCGAGUUUCGCGCCCGGAGGGCCUUCGCACGCCCAAAUGGUCCUACGAAAAUCGUUUCGACUUCCACAUGGACGAGAAUAUGAUGAUGGCUUCCGUUGUGCAUCGUCCAGGUUGGGAAGUUUUGACAGCAUGCCGAUUCAGUGGCCGGCAUCUGUCAUGGAUGGGCCUUUUGGUGUUGGGUUUUGGCUGGGGGGUGGAAGGCUCUGAGAAUUUGUUAAGACCUUUACCUGAGCCCCAAUUUGCCAUUCCUGAGCACCGAUUUCGCCCCACGCCUACGUCUGUUGUUAGAAAGUUUCGGCCGCAACCAGUGAUGAAAAGCGUGGACAAGGACAGGAUGAAAGCCAUUGCAUUGUGGCAGUACAUUGUUGUUACUGCGGCUAGUGCGUCCACUCUGGCGAGGAUGCUGGAGGCGGCUAGCUCUGAAGAUGAGGUAUCAGCCACGUUACAGGACACCUUUGCCAAGAAAGCCACUUCGACUUUGAAAUCGAGGGCAGGUUCAGUGCUGCUCUUCAUCAGGUGGGGCGUCGCGACGUUUGGAGAAUGUCAACUGUUCCCCUUGAUAGAGCUGCAACUGUAUAGGUAUGUCACUUUCCUCAGAUUGAAUGCUGCUCCGCCUUCCAGAGCUGAAAGGUUCGUACAGGCUGUGAGAUUUUCCUUCACUCUGCUGGGCGGUGAUGGUACGCUAUCUUCGAUUUCUGCCAGGGUGACUGGAGCGACUUCUGAAGGAAUCGACCGCAAACCUCUCAGGAAGAAGCUGCCUUUUAGCAGACAACAACUGCUCAGGUUGGAAGCUUUGGCCUGCGGGGAACCCUCACACAUUGCAAUAUUUGCUGGAUUUAUUUGCCUUCUCGUGUAUGCCAGGUUGAGAUUUUCCGAUGCACAAAUGGCUUAUGAUGAGCCCACGGUGCAGGAAGGUGAAAACUACAACCUGCUGGAGAUGCAACUCAGAUUGAUUCCGGUAUUCGCAAUCAGCCCGGGGCUGAUUGAAGAGUGCUGGGCGACGAAGUGGCUGCAGAACAGAAGAACCAUGGGUCUUCAUGCCUCUGAAAGCGAACCAUUGAUGAGGUGCCCGAUCCUUGGGAACGAGUUCUCUCCCAAGAAGCUAGCGAGUGCAGAUGCCUGCAUUUGGUUGAGAGAAAUUCUCUCGGAUGUAACCACCACAAACGAUUUGCAAGAUGUGGGCACACACUCCAGCAAGGCUACAAUCUUGAGCUGGCUGUCCAAAUCGAGUGCAGAUCGGGAAAUGUGCAGACGGGCCGGGUAUCACGUCGGGAAAGAUGGGAAGAGCGAGCUGGAAUACGCCCACGACGCUGCGGCUCCAAUGGUCAACAGAAUCGCACUGACAAUGGCCAUGGUGAGGCUUCAACUGUUUCUUCCUGAUCAACCGAGGUUGCAGAGGUGGAGCCAAUGCAGUGACUUCGAAUCAGCAGUGCCGUUGGUAGGUUGGAAAGCACAAGAGCCUCCACACAAAAGACCGAAGGCGAAGAACCCGAGCACCGUUGGGUCCCUGCUCAGAUGCACAUCAUCUGAAUCGGGGUCUUCGUCCAGUGAGACCGACAGUACAGGCUCGUCAGAUGAAGAGAAUGAAGUGGACCAAGCCGAGGUACACGCGGAUUCGAACACACAGGUUGACAAUUUCGAGGACGGGUAUGUGUACUACAAGCACGCCGCGAGAUGCACGGUCCACAGGGCAGUCAACAACAAUGAUGACGACGCAGUGGUGUUCGUUUGUGGUCGACUGGCUUCGAUGGCCCACCGGGAGAUAGGGAAGAGACCGGGAGUGAUCUUGAACCCCUGUGCAUCAUGUUUCAAGGGGGACAUGCCACAAGAGCCUCCUGCCUGA
This is a messenger RNA of Symbiodinium natans, 2184 nucleotides long. The record is from the annotation of a GenBank genome assembly. Lineage: Eukaryota; Dinophyceae; Suessiales; Symbiodiniaceae.